This is a messenger RNA of Cooperia oncophora, 423 nucleotides long. NCBI's taxonomy places the organism in Eukaryota, Metazoa, Nematoda, Chromadorea, Rhabditida, Trichostrongylidae. The record is from the annotation of a GenBank genome assembly.
AUGACCGGUCAGAGAAAGGACUCCGUUCGUGAGGCUGUUCCAACCGUUGGGUUACCAACCGCUGCGUUAAAAAUUCUACGGGAAAGCAUUUUGGCUGAAAAAAUACUCGAAAAAUAUGGACGAAGACGAACUCUUGAAGAUUCGAUUUGCUUAGAAGAUGGUGCAGUAUGUGUGUCCAUUCAGGAUCAAAUAUCCUUCGAUGGAGACAGGUACUCUUUUCAACGAGCCGUAGUCUACAGAGAGAUGCAGUACACCACAAUGGACCUAAAGCUCCCCGAAAGUGAGUUUCAUGUAAGCUUCUAUAAAGUUUCUAUAGUUUUGCAGGCAUAUGAGAGAUGCAUUACUCGCCCUGGAAAUGCCACAUGCCUGUUAGCUAUCGCUAAAGUGCCCCUUGUCUGGAACCUCCAUUACAAAGAAUCCUAA